UCACAUCGCAACCCCAUCCAGCAGCAGAUUCAUCAGAGUAGGUUGGCUUAGUGCGAGGAGAUUACUGUGUUCUGUGGCUAAGUAAUAACUACAAGGCGAGAGUGUUUGAUCAUCGCGUAUAAAUUUUCCUCAAGGUUUUUUUCUCUGCCUUUUGAUUGCAAAAGUGCAAUUACCGUGGAGGUGUAGUCCGAUUGUACUCCAUUUUCUAAGCCUGGAAGAUUCGAAGGAUCCGGUGAGUUUCGGCGGAUUGAUGGUUGGAAGGAUGAAAGUGAAAAAAUAAUUGUGCUGAUUUACCCCCAGAGGGAAAAAAAGAGUGUGUGUCGUCUGGCUUUUGCCUUUUGAUUGAUGAUGAUGAUUCAUCAUCGUUUAGUUGGCUGCUGUUGGAAGACGGAGGAUCGGGUUGAAUGAAACAGAUUCCUGGAUGUGGGAAUUUUUUGGAAGAAUGUCCGACUGAGAGGAAAUGUGAAUUAGGUCCGGGAAUGUGUUACGUGUGAAGGUUUUUUUUUUCCUGCUGACCUCCCACAGUGAUACAGAAGACGGAUUUUUAGCUCCAGCAGAGGCCGAAUUCAGGUGUUUUGGGUGUAGUCCAUAAAAGUGACGGAAUUGAACGAAAAUGCAGGCCAUCAAGUGCGUCGUAGUCGGAGAUGGUGCCGUGGGUAAGACCUGUCUGUUGAUCAGCUACACGACCAAUGCCUUCCCGGGAGAAUACAUUCCGACCGUGUUCGACAACUAUUCGGCCAACGUCAUGGUCGACGGGAAGCCAAUCAAUCUGGGACUGUGGGAUACGGCUGGACAGGAAGAUUACGAUCGUCUCCGGCCACUUUCCUACCCACAGACGGACGUGUUUCUCAUAUGCUUCUCGCUGGUAAAUCCGGCCUCGUUUGAAAACGUUCGGGCCAAGUGGUACCCGGAGGUACGUCACCAUUGUCCGAACAUACCGAUAAUCCUCGUUGGAACCAAGCUCGAUCUUCGGGAUGACAAGCAAACCGUGGAUAAGCUACGCGAAAAGAAGCUCUCGCCCAUCACCUACCCCCAGGGAUUGGCCAUGGCCAAGGAAAUCGGUGCCGUCAAGUAUUUGGAAUGUUCUGCCCUGACACAGAAGGGGCUCAAAACCGUUUUCGACGAAGCGAUCCGUGCCGUUCUCUGUCCCAUCAUACCGGUGAAAAACAAACGUAAAUGUUCAAUUCUGUAAAUUGACCCCCUUGCAUGUGUCCCCACAAAUCCAAAAAACCCCCGCGGUUCGAAAUCUUCCUCCCGACAAAGCCAACCCGCCCUGGAAUCAGUAGCUAUCCAAAAAAUACCGUUUCCUUCCUUCCAUCAUCACCCACAAAAGAAAAAAAGAAAGCAAGAACCCAACCAAUAGUGCAGACGGCAUUUCUCCGCAUUUGUGUUGAAUAGUUGUGCAUAUAAUGAAACAUAACGCGAAGCGACAAAUUUGUCCCAUAGAAACAAAAAAAAAAGCGCAAACAGUGUGAGAGUGUGUAGUGUUCUAAUUGUAUAGCCCUCCCCCCGAAACAAAUCUUUUGGAGAGAGAGAGAAGUGAAAGCUACUACCAGCUAGAGGAAAGGUGGUGGUGGUGGUGGACAACGGCGGCUGGACCCAAAACAACAUCAUCAACAACCCAUUCAGUACCACGCAGCCCAGCGAAAAGACGGAGACGAGGAAGCGGGGAGAAACGGACGGCGGCGAAACGAGGUUGAUUAAAUGGAAAGAUUCACCGUUAUAUAGAUGGCACACCCAAACACAGACCAAAACCACAGACACACAAGCAAAAAAGCGUUAAGCAGCAAAGCAUAGGUUAACCAUAUGCUUUACAUUACUGUACCGCUGUAACUGCUGCGCUGUAACUACAAUGAUUGUACCAAUCCUUCUUCCUUUCCAAUAGCAACAGCCAGCGCGCGAUUGUGAGAUAAAAACCCCGUGUAAACCUAAUUGUUCUACGAUUAUGAAAUUGUUUUUUGCUGCCAACGAAAGAAUAAAACACAAUCCAGUUGUAGAGUCAAUAAAUUUGCCCCCCUUCCAGAGCGGUUAUCGUAAGUGACAUCAAAUCAAAAACCGUAACAACAAAAUGUAGAACUGUAAAACCACCAAGCAGGAAAUAUAAAAAAUGAGAUGUUUAUUCUGUUCAUAUUUUUUGUGCUUUUGAAGUAACAAAAGUGGGUGCGUUUAGUUUAUAACGUUUUUUUUUUAUUUUCUUUUCUUUUAUUAAGUAUUUAGUGUAAUAACAAAAACAAAAAUUAAGAAAUUUGAUUUUUCGAUGCGAAAAAUGAACAAAUUCGGAAACGGAAAUUGUAUAUCAAAAUGUAUAAUGGAACGUUCAACGCAUUACACACAAAAAAGAAACACAUUUGCUACAGCUAAAUAAUUCAUUAAUCAAAGAAGGAGAAACUAUGAUGAUCGAAAUACUAAACCAAGAAUCGCUUAAUAGGAACAAAAUCAUUUAACAGAAAACACAAACGAAACCAAGUAAAACGGAAAAAUAGCAUGUACGUUAUUGUAAUAAUUAAUAAAUUGAUUGAAUGUUGUAACAUGAGAUUUUUCUUUUUGUUUGUCGCUAGCAAGCUGUUAAUUUUUCGUGGAAAGAGAGAGAGAAAGACGAGUUUCAACGCUUCGUCCAACUGUGUUUUUGUCCUUUCUCGAUAUUGAAAGAAUGGCGCAUAAAUCAGUGAAACCAAUGUAGGAUAAAAGAGUAAAUUGGUUCUCUGUUUUGGGCGAUGAACCCUAUAAGUUCAUUGGGGAACACAGAUUUUGAUAGAC
Aedes aegypti (yellow fever mosquito) is the source of this 2757-nucleotide messenger RNA. RefSeq names its product ras-related protein Rac1. Lineage: Eukaryota; Metazoa; Arthropoda; Insecta; Diptera; Culicidae. The coding region runs from base 614 to 1192 and encodes 192 amino acids. Gene Ontology annotation, molecular function: GTP binding; GTPase activity; protein kinase binding. The record is from RefSeq and is a predicted model, not a curated record. The transcript has 3 exons. Gene Ontology annotation, cellular component: cell cortex; plasma membrane; cytoplasmic vesicle. Gene Ontology annotation, biological process: actin filament organization; small GTPase-mediated signal transduction; establishment or maintenance of cell polarity.